UGCUUCUACCCGGCUACCCCAAACCAGGUUUGGGGAAAAUAGGCCACUUCCACACUUAGGGUUUUCUCAGAUCUGAAUCAACCUAGAAAGUCAACUCUUUUUGGUUUUGUUAACUGGAUUAUGGUUUGUUCUUGAUUUGAGUUGAAGCUGCGCUGCCAAUGCAAUUUGAAUAUAAGUUGCGGAAUUUUUCGGAUACCGGAAAAGUUGAACAACUCCGAGCGCCAAUUCCCGGCCUUCAUUAUCAUCAGUAAUGUCUUGGGCUAGUCCGGAAGAUAUCCACCUCUCCACUUCUCUUGCCAGCUAUCUUGACAAGAAACUUCUUGUGUUGCUGCGAGAUAGUCGGAAGCUUUUGGGCACACUUAGAUCUUUUGACCAAUUUGCAAAUGCUGUUCUUGAAGGUGCAUGUGAGCGGGUUAUUGUUGGUGAUCUCUAUUGUGACAUUCCAUUAGGUCUAUACAUAAUUCGUGGAGAGAAUGUUGUGCUGAUCGGCGAGCUGGAUUUGGAUAAGGAGGAACUUCCACCACAUAUGACUCGCGUUUCAGAAGCAGAGAUAAAAAGGGCACAAAAAGCAGAAAGAGAGGCUACCGAUCUUAAAGGAACUAUGAGAAAGAGGAUGGAGUUCCUCGAUAUGGACUGAUGUUUGUUUCCAGCACGAGAAAUCUGGUUCUGCAGUUUGCACUCACGCCAUGUCAUCCGCAAAUAUUAUCGCGGUUGCUGGGUGCUGCAAAAUGUAACUAGGACCAGACGGUCAGGCAUUCUCUACCGAGGUCGAGGCUCUGUUUCCCAUUUACUUUUCGCCACAUCAUCUGCCCCUUACGAAGCCCAUUGUCGUCAUGUUUAAAUUAUACUCCCCGAGUGUUGCUAGGUUGAAGUCUACUUUUUUGUUACUAGACUAGAUGAGUAAAGUAUGGCUGCUGGAGAUGGAAUGGAGAGUUGCUCAAAUUUAUCUUGAAAUCAAAUUGUAGAAUGACAUCUUUGAGUGUUAGAGACCUUAAUCUAGUGCUGUAAUCAAAUCUUAUGCUCUGAAUCCUUGAAUUAAAGAAAUGUUUCCAAAAA
Molecule: messenger RNA, 1056 nt
Organism: Ipomoea triloba (trilobed morning glory)
Lineage: Eukaryota; Viridiplantae; Streptophyta; Magnoliopsida; Solanales; Convolvulaceae
Product: sm-like protein LSM1B
Exons: 5
Coding region: 251-637 (128 amino acids)
Biological process (GO): deadenylation-dependent decapping of nuclear-transcribed mRNA
Cellular component (GO): Lsm1-7-Pat1 complex; P-body
Molecular function (GO): RNA cap binding
Source: RefSeq, a predicted model, not a curated record